This is a messenger RNA of Priceomyces carsonii, 201 nucleotides long. It is a transcript of the gene PET100, whose product is annotated as Pet100p. Lineage: Eukaryota; Fungi; Ascomycota; Pichiomycetes; Serinales; Debaryomycetaceae. The record is from RefSeq and is a predicted model, not a curated record. Gene Ontology annotation, cellular component: mitochondrion; mitochondrial inner membrane. The transcript has a single exon. Bases 1 to 201 code for a protein of 66 amino acids. Gene Ontology annotation, biological process: mitochondrial respiratory chain complex IV assembly.
AUGUACUAUGUAGGGUUGGAUACUGAUAGAAAAUUCAAUAUACCAGGUUUUUGGCCCGACCCUAGCUCUACGAAUCAAGUGCCAAAGGAACCGUAUGAAAUACAAGCAGAGAUUGCCAGAAUCAAAAGAGAGAGAAAAGAAAAGAGAGAGAGACUUGAGGCACGAGCCAACGAGCUUGGCAUUAAUAUUGAUGACAAAUGA